AUGUCUAGUUUCUUGCGUUAUUUGUACUUAAAGGUUCUCGUUACCUUUUCACGCGUCCUCAUUAAACUACUUGGCUCGCCGUCGCGGCCGAGACCCGACGACGUUAUACAAAUAGCAUCUCGCGACAAGCGUCGCACUAUCAAAGUCCAUGUCUACAAGCCACAUACCGCAGAUACUGAAAGCUCUAAUGCAGCUCCGAUUCUCAUAAAUCUAUAUGGCUCUGGCCUUGCGAUACCUCUUCAUGGUAUGGAUGAUGACUUUUGCCGAUUUGUCGCCGACGCAACCGGCUAUGUUGUGCUUGAUGUCAACUAUUGCCUGGCUCCCGAGUACCCAUUCCCUGCAGCUCUUAACGAUGUUGAGGAUGCUGUAAAAUAUGUUGUUGAUCACCCGAACGAGUAUGACGCCUCUCACAUCUCCAUCUCUGGGUUUUCGUCUGGCGGCACUCUCGCGCUUGCCGCUGCCUUAACGACUCUUCCACGCGGAACGUUUCAGUCGCUUAUAGCAUUCUAUCCUGCGACAAAUCUUUUCCAAGACCCGAGUUUGAGAAGGGCUCCCGUACCAGGUAGGAAGGACCGGUCGCCCUUCUGGACUAGGAUCUUCCGAGAAUCAUAUCUCAGGGGAAUGGAUCCUCGCGAUCCAAGAAUCUCACCCGCGUUUGCGGGUACUUCAAAUCUUCCGGCAAAUAUGCUGGUCGUUACAGGCGAGUUGGAUCAAUCAGCAGUAGAGGCAGAAGAGUUAGCUGAGAGAGCAAAAAAUGAAGGGCAUGCUACUGGUAGAGAAGUCAUCAUUCGCAGGAUGAAGGGCUGCGGGCAUGCAUUUGAUAAGAAACUCACCAGCGAAUUCUCUGUGGCAGCAAAAAAUGAGACAUAUCAACUCGCUGUUGAGAUGCUGAAGAAGGUUAGGAAGUAA
Molecule: messenger RNA, 909 nt
Organism: Talaromyces amestolkiae
Lineage: Eukaryota; Fungi; Ascomycota; Eurotiomycetes; Eurotiales; Trichocomaceae
Exons: 1
Coding region: 1-909 (302 amino acids)
Molecular function (GO): hydrolase activity
Source: RefSeq, a predicted model, not a curated record